This is a messenger RNA of Notodromas monacha, 997 nucleotides long. The record is from the annotation of a GenBank genome assembly. NCBI's taxonomy places the organism in Eukaryota, Metazoa, Arthropoda, Ostracoda, Podocopida, Cyprididae.
GUGCCCCAAAGGACUUCAUGAAUAUCGAGGGUUUUUUAUUCAUUUAAAUUAUUCCUUUUUAAAUGCGCGUUUGGUCUGAAAACCUUGCGAUGGUCAUCCGAACGAGUCGCUGCAUGCUGGAAAUCAUUUUGAAAUGUCCGCCUUCUGCUGAAAGUUUCUGAAGUCCCGAUUUGAUUUUUGAGGCGAAAACUUGGCACCCUUGUGGAUCACGAGACUUUCUACGAGCAAGAAAAACGUAAAAGUCUUGCUGAGAAAUGGACGAUUCUGGUGGUUAGACGAGCAUUCAUUAACGAACAAAAUGGAGCGCAUGCAAAGCAAUUCGACCUUUGAGAACGAAGCAGUACGUUUACUGAGGUGUGCGAAUUUUGCUGCAAUUAAACACGCCAGACAACGGAGGAAAGACCCCCAACAAACGCCUUACAUUAAUCAUCCACUGGGCGUAGCUCAAAUACUGGCAGACGAAGGGGGGAUCACAGACGUCGAAGUGCUCAUGGCAGCCGUUCUUCACGACACAGUCGAAGACACGGACACGACCUUCGAGGAAAUCGGGUCACACUUUGGCCCCAGAGUUCGCGAAAUCGUGGAACAAGUCACGGACGACCCGGGAUUAUCCUGGCAAGAACGGAAGCACAAUCAAAUCCUGAAUGCCAGACGCUCCACUUACGAGGCGAAACUGGUGAAACUAGCCGACAAGCUGUACAACUUGCGGGAUAUCAAUCGCGCGUAUCCGGUCGGGUGGACCGAGAUCCGGGUCCAGAGGUACUUUGACUGGGCUCGCCAGGUUUGCAGCGGACUGGAAGGAACGAACCCGCUGCUGGAAGACAAGUUGCGGCAAGUUUUCCACGCGAGACAGCGUUAUACGGAAGUUCACAAGAAAUGCGUGGACAUCCCGGGGCACGAGUGUGUUCCGGACUACGAAGCCCCGCAGAGAGUUCAGACUGACGAGAACUUGGUGGGGUCCAAGCCGGAGACUCGGAAAGAGUCUCGGCUGACGCUC